GAAAUUGUUCAGGAUGAAGAUUUUUGUGGCUGCAUUAACUUUCCUUUUCCUCUCCGUGUGUAUAGAUGAAGUCACCAAUCAGUCAGAGGGAGAAGCCAGUGACACAGACGUCAUUCAGACACCUGGUGGCCAAGAUAGUGGCACAGCCGAAGGCCAGAAAACCAGUGGACAUCUGCUUGUCAUAUUAACAGAGCUAGAAACUAAACUUAGAGACACUCAGAGAGAGAUGGAGGUCCUGAAGUCACAAGUUCAAGGCAACAAGGUAGCAUUUGGAGCAUCAAUAAGUACAGGUGAAAAUAUUGGACCUUUUAAAACUGAAAUCACACUGGUCUACAAAAAGGUCUAUGUGAACACAGGAUCAUUCAACUCGGCAACAGGUAUUUUUACAGCCCCUGUCAGAGGAAUCUAUUACUUCAGCUUCUCUGGACAUAAUAUUUCAUCUAAACCAAUGGGCCUGCGACUGAUGAAGAAUGGAGAGCAGAUGGUCACUGUCUUCAACCAUCCUGCUGGAAACCGUCAUGAGACAGCAACCAAUGGGAUGACUCUGCAGCUUGAAGUUGGAGACCACGUUUACAUGAGACUGCGUGUAAACACCUGGAUUUUUGACAAUUCAAAUGAUCAUAGUACCUUCAUUGGCCAUUUAUUAUUCCCUUUGUAAGUUUUGUGAACAAUUAACACCCUUUGAUAAAAGUUAAAUAGAAAUUCAAAAAAAUUAAGAGAUGGAUUUGAUUUAAGAGGUAAUAUUUAGUUGAAUUGAAGGGUCAGAUUUUAUCUUUGUAAAUUAUGUCGUAAAUAUGAGAUAAACUGUGAUGCAUAUAUAAUCAAGAAAUUUCAAAAUCAUCUUUUAUCUAACCAGUGUUGGUGCUGAACAAUUUGUCAAUUUCUUUGGAAAAUCUAUGUGAGGAUUUCUCAUGUUCUUUUAUCGAGUUUUUAAAAUUUUUUUACAAGCAGGUAGAAAUCUCAUUUUCCAACUUGAAGAAAUAAAUAAAUAAGUUUCAUUUCAUAAGCCAGUCAAAUUGCCUGGUCACGUUGUCAGAAUAACAGUAUAGUCUGAAAGGAUGCUCUGUCGUAAACUAUGGCUAAAGUUUUGACAAGAAUUGUAAAUUAUAACUUUGGGAGAUCAAUGGCAAGAGACUGGACAAAAUUCAUGUUUUAGCUUUUGCACUAAUUUGUUGACAAACCAUACUACUGUAAUUCAGAAAAACAAAGACAGCAAUGCAAAGCUCAAAGGGAAAGAAACAGAACUGGAAACAUAAGACAGUCUUUAGGAAAACUGUACAUGCAGUGCUUUAGCAAUUAGAUUGUUAUAAUUUUUUGUAUAACAUAAUUUCAGAGAUGCUCACAUCUCCCAAAUUAAACCUUUGGUCUCCAGACCUUUGCAGAUCCUCUUCACCCAGUUAGCCCAUUAAUGAACAUCUUAUGUUCAAUAGAGACAUUAUUGUGGGACUUGCUGCUCUCGUUGGGAGUUCUUUCCACUGGUUGACAUGGAAGAAUAUGACGCUGAAGAUUACUUGUAGGUUCCUUCCAGAAACCUGGUCUGUAAUGAACCAACAAAUGUGGCUGAAGAAUCCAAAAUUUAAAUGACCUCCAGAAACCUUGCAAGAUGGGUCCUUUAACUUUUGUAAUCAGAAAACCACAGAGAAAGUAUAAACAUCAUCAAGCGCCCAGUGUAGGUUCUGCAAUUACUUUUAGGAGUUUUGGGGUACUUUUUUUCAGCCUUGUGGUCUCCUAUCAGGGUUAAAUGAGUUUUGGCAUUUGAACAUUUUCCUUGAUCAAAGCUCCAUUCAGUCUAUGAGAGGCAAUCCCCCGGCAACCAUGGAGUGAGGUGCAGGGGUGAUUGUUGGGAGGGAAGGAAGAUGCGCCAGUGGGGUUGUUCAUCCAGGGUGCCAACAGGCUAUGAUCGUCUUUGUAGUUAAUAUUGUUAACAACAAAUUAGACAUAUCCUUUCAUGGUUAA
Molecule: messenger RNA, 1956 nt
Organism: Gambusia affinis (western mosquitofish)
Lineage: Eukaryota; Metazoa; Chordata; Actinopteri; Cyprinodontiformes; Poeciliidae
Product: cerebellin-4-like
Exons: 3
Coding region: 14-658 (214 amino acids)
Molecular function (GO): protein binding
Source: RefSeq, a predicted model, not a curated record